AUGAUUGCACCACUACCUUGCACAGCCAUUUCUGCUGCUCUAUUCGGAACAUACCCCUUAAUGGCACUGGCAUCUUAUUUAUUUUGGAACAUGUUUGCCUCAAGUGCAGCUAUGGACUCUAAACCAAACAUACUUCUGUUUCUGGCUGAUGAUCUCGGCAUUGGAGAUAUAGGUUGUUAUGGAAACAAUACCAUAAGGACCCCAAACAUUGACCGCCUGGCAAGAGAAGGGGUGAAACUCACUCAGCACAUCGCUGCGGCUUCUCUUUGCACUCCAAGCAGAGCAGCCUUCCUCACUGGCAGAUAUCCCAUCAGAUCAGGGAUGGCUUCCAGCAACAGAUACCGGGCACUGCAGUGGAUUGCUGGGUCAGGAGGGCUCCCUGCUAAUGAAACAACGUUUGCCAGGCUGCUUCAGCAACAAGGCUACACCACUGGACUGAUCGGGAAGUGGCAUCAAGGUGUGAAUUGUGAAUCCUUCAAUGAUCACUGUCACCAUCCUCUGAAUCAUGGGUUUGACUAUUUUUAUGGUAUGCCUUUGACACUUCGAAACGACUGUCAAGUAAACAAACCUCCAGGGCUGGGUGCUGCCCUUGAAGCCAAGCUUUGGCUUUACAGUCAGAUUGUUACCCUUGCUGUGCUCACUCUCACUGCUGGAAAACUGACUGGUUUGGUUUCCAUCCGCUGGAAGAUAAUUGCUUGUUUUACUUUGAUGGGUGGCCUUCUCUUAAUUUCUUGGUACUCCAGUUAUGGCUUUGUGCGGUAUUGGAACUGCCUCCUGAUGAGGAACCACGAUGUCACCGAGCAGCCGAUGCGCUUAGAGAGGACUGCUUCCCUCAUGCUGAGGGAGGCAGUGUCAUUUAUCAAAAGGAACAGGCAUGGACCAUUCCUCCUCUUCGUUUCCUUUUUACAUGUUCACACACCCCUCUUUACUACACCAGAAUUUCUUGGUAAGAGCCGUCAUGGUUUAUAUGGAGACAAUGUAGAAGAAAUGGACUGGAUGGUGGGCAAAAUUCUGGAUUCACUUGACAAAGAAGGUUUGAAAAAUCAUACAUUAACCUACUUUGCCUCUGAUCAUGGAGGACACUUGGAGGCUCAGGAUGGAUCUGCCCAGUUAGGUGGCUGGAAUGGUAUUUAUAAAGGUGGAAAAGGCAUGGGAGGCUGGGAAGGAGGAAUCCGUGUGCCAGGAGUAUUUAGGUGGCCAGGAGUGUUACCUGCAGGCACAGUUAUUGAUGAGCCUACAAGUCUUAUGGAUAUUUAUCCCACACUUAUUCAUUUGGCUGGAGGAAUAUUGCCACAGGACAGGGUGAUUGAUGGGCGAAAUCUGGUGCCUUUACUGCAAGGAAGAGCUCAGAAGUCAGAGCAUGAGUUCCUGUUUCACUACUGCGGGUCUUACCUGCAUGCAGUGCGGUGGCACCAAAAGGACAGUGGAGCCAUCUGGAAAGCUCAUUAUGUCACCCCUGUCUUUCAGCCCCCUGGGGCUGGGGCUUGUUAUGAUAGAGGAGUCUGCCCAUGUUUUGGGGAAGGUGUGACCCAUCAUGACCCUCCGUUGCUGUUUGAUCUCUCACGAGACCCUUCGGAAGCCAAACCUCUGUCGGCUGACACCGAGCCCCGCUUUGACAUGGUGAUAAAAAAGAUUGGAAGAGCCAUAGAAGAGCAUCACAGGACACUGACCCCUGUCCCAGAGCAGCUCUCCUUCUCCAAUGUGGUGUGGAAGCCGUGGCUGCAGCCGUGCUGUGGGACAUUCCCGUUCUGUUGGUGUGAUAAGGAAAAUGACAGCACGCAAAGUUUGUGA
Messenger RNA from Chaetura pelagica (chimney swift), 1791 nucleotides. Its product is annotated as arylsulfatase D-like. The transcript has 10 exons. Gene Ontology annotation, molecular function: arylsulfatase activity. The coding region runs from base 1 to 1791 and encodes 596 amino acids. NCBI's taxonomy places the organism in Eukaryota, Metazoa, Chordata, Aves, Apodiformes, Apodidae. The record is from RefSeq and is a predicted model, not a curated record.